CUGCGUACGACCAGCAGUGUCCGCAAUCGGCAACCUUACAAGUGAGAAGCUGCUCCUCCGUCUCAAACCGCCUGUGGGGAAGGAUUUUAAAGCGCCUGAUUCUAACAAUGAAUGAAAUUUCUCUUGGAUUACAAACUAUGAGGAGCUUUCCCCUCGCGUUGUCCUCUGAGCAGCUGUGACCAUCGUGUCCAGACACCGAUACGCACCGUCCUCUGACACGUCUCUACUUGUGGUCACCCUUCGAGGAAACAUGUCACCCAAAUUACUGGCUUAUGUCUUACUUCUGUCUGUCCUUCAGAACUGCUCUCUAACAAUGGAGUACGAAGAAGACUACGAAGAUGUCACUGUGAACCAAAUGCUGGCUCCUAAAUCACAAGAUACCGACACCACGGAAAUACUCAACAAUUUACUGAAAGAAUAUGACAAGAAACUGCGACCGGAUAUUGGAGUUAAACCAACUGUUAUAGAUGUCGACAUAUUUGUGAACAGCAUCGGACCAGUGUCAUCAAUAAAUAUGGAAUAUCAAAUUGACAUCAUCUUUGCCCAGACGUGGACAGACAGCCGUCUCAGAUACAACAGCACAAUGAAAAAAUUGACUCUGAACAGCAAUAUGGUUGGACUUAUUUGGCUACCAGAUACCAUCUUCAGGAACUCCAAGAAUGCAGAUUCCCACUGGAUUACAAUGCCCAACCAGCUGCUCAGAAUAUGGAACGAUGGGAAGAUACUUUACACCUUAAGGCUGACAAUAAACGCAGAAUGCCAACUGCAGCUGCACAACUUUCCAAUGGACGAACACUCCUGUCCACUCAUCUUCUCCAGCUAUGGAUACCCACGAGAUGAGAUGAUUUACAAGUGGAGGAAGAACUCUGUGGAGGCGGCUGACCAAAAGUCUUGGCGUCUCUACCAGUUUGAUUUUAUGGGCCUGAGAAACACUACAGACAUAAUCAAGACUACAGCAGGUGACUAUGUGGUGAUGACAGUGUACUUUGACCUAAGUAGAAGAAUGGGAUACUUCACCAUCCAGACUUACAUCCCCUGCAUCCUCACCGUCGUCCUCUCAUGGGUGUCCUUCUGGAUCAAAAAAGAUGCCACGCCAGCCAGAACAGCGUUAGGUAUAACCACAGUGCUGACUAUGACUACCCUCAGUAGCGUGGCCAGGACGUCACUACCCAGAGUUUCUUAUGUCACUGCCAUGGACCUUUUCGUCACCGUCUGCUUCCUGUUUGUCUUUGCUGCUCUGAUGGAGUAUGCAACGUUAAAUUACUAUUCAUACAGUGCUCGAAGACCCAGCUGCAUGGAGCCGAAACGAUCGAACUAUUCCGUCCUGGAUGUGAGACCACCGCACACAGUCAUCGCUUUAAACAACUCCAUGUACUGGCAGGACUUUGAGGACGCUUGUGUCUACGAGUGCCUGGACGGAAAAGACUGCCAGAGCUUCUUCUGCUGCUUCGAGGAGUGUAAAGGAGGGGCAUGGAGGAAAGGACGCGUCCACAUAGAUUUACUUGAACUGGACGCAUACUCGCGUGUCUUUUUCCCCACCUCCUUCUUGCUGUUUAACAUUGUCUACUGGGUAGGCUAUCUCUACCUUUAGCACACUACAGGAGCCUGUUUGGUCACAGAAGGAGGACAACACAGUAUAACAGGAUAAAUUCAAGAUUAAUAAAUAAUAAAAAAAAAGGUAACACCAAAUAAACUCUUUCCUGCGGUACCUGAAGCAGUCACCUGGAGAUAAAAAGAGAGGACAGGGUGUGUCUGCAGGUCUGUGCCGAGCAGAGAUUUCUGCCUCUGUGACUUCAGGUAUGAGAAUACAACACAAUACUGAUUCCCUUCGAUAUGCUGUACACAGAGGGAGGACAGGAUGGAUUGUGUGCUGAUGACAAUUUGAAGACAAAGAAGGAAAUGUGCUUUGCACUGCUACCCCAAACUCUCAAUCAGGAGGAUGACUUGUGUUGUAGGGAUUGUACUGGCACGUUAUUAUCCAGCCAUCAGUCAAAUCCAGUUGAUGAAAAUCCAAGGACAUUCAAACCAUUCAUAGUGCCUUCCUCUGGAGGGGUAGAUACUAUCUGCUACAAUAAUCAGGGAAUAAUGAUUUAUAAAAAGUUAAAAAAAAGAAGAGCCUGGCUUUGACUGAUUGUGGCUGUUCUCAUUCAGAGCUUUGAGUUACAGCCAUUUGUUGUAACAACCACAUGAAAAAUCAUUUAUCCCCUCACACUGACUUUCAGCCAUUAGGCAUGACUUAUUCCUCCUGCUUGCAACACUAUUAGUAUCCCUAUAUGGUCAAAUAAAUAAAAGGGUUCCCAGGGAAGAGAAUUAUUUCAAUUGACCUUACAGCAGAAUAAUACUAUGUGUUUUAUUGGUAUAUCUUGUUUUACGUUAGAGGAUGUGACGUCAAAUAUUUGAUCAGUUCUUUGUAUUUUAUUUAUGUUUGUGUUUGUACAGGCACAGCUCUCUCAUCAGGGUCUCCUGGAUGUGCACCCAGGGGCUCGAGAGACAAUAAAAUGGUUAUGGGAAAGUGCUAGCCCCAUGUACACAUUCAUUGAUAUAUUUAAAAAAAAAAACAAUUUCCUUUAAGGGAUUGGUUUUGGGAUAUUUGGGGAAAUAUAUGUCUUUCUUGCAAAGAGUUUGAGGAGGAAAUUAAUAGCAUUUUAAUGUCUGUACGCUAAUAUGCAGCUAUAGUCAACAACCGCUUAGCUUAGCUUAAAGACAAAGCAACAACAAAAUUUGCCUACAAGCAAUUUGGCUAUUUUACAGAAUACACAAACAAGAUAUAUUGUGUU
This is a messenger RNA of Morone saxatilis (striped sea-bass), 2777 nucleotides long. RefSeq names its product gamma-aminobutyric acid receptor subunit gamma-3. Gene Ontology annotation, biological process: regulation of postsynaptic membrane potential; gamma-aminobutyric acid signaling pathway; monoatomic ion transmembrane transport. The coding region runs from base 251 to 1591 and encodes 446 amino acids. Gene Ontology annotation, molecular function: GABA-gated chloride ion channel activity; inhibitory extracellular ligand-gated monoatomic ion channel activity; benzodiazepine receptor activity. Gene Ontology annotation, cellular component: GABA-A receptor complex; postsynapse; neuron projection. NCBI's taxonomy places the organism in Eukaryota, Metazoa, Chordata, Actinopteri, Moronidae. The transcript is spliced from 9 exons. The record is from RefSeq and is a predicted model, not a curated record.